UCCAACCUCACCAAAUUAAAAACCAAAAUUGCAGCAAUGGAAACUACUGCUAGUCCAAAUGUUAUUACACUCAAGCUUUUGAUCGACACAAAAGGUAAAAGGGUCCUAUUUGGCGAAGCAGGAAAGGACUUUGUAGAUUUCCUCUUCUCCAUUCUCUCUAUGCCAAUUGGCACUAUCAUAAGGCUCUUCUCCAUCAAUGAUAUUGAUAUGGUGGGUACCUUAGCUAAAAUCUACCAAAGCUUAGAAAAUCUUAGCGAAACUUACAUCCAGAAUAAUGUCAAUAAAGAUACCCUUCUCAAACCCAACAAGUCAUCAAUCGAAGAUGACAUUGUCACCCCUCUCACCUUGGCCAAUAAUGUUUCCACGUCCUAUCUAAAACACCUAUACUCUUGUAGUCGCGAGUUUAAUCAUUAUUCAUCGUCUCCCUGCCAGAAUAAUAAGUAUGUAUCCGAUGACCCAAAAGCCAUUUGUCCGGAUUGUCAGAAUAUGAUGAAUAAGGUGUUGACUUACGUGCCACUAAAAACUUCAUCUUCUGGGGCUGAGUUGUUAGGUGGUUUUGUUAAAGGAGUGGUUACUUAUAUGAUUAUGGACGAUCUUGAGGUGAAGCCUAUGUCUACUAUCUCAUGUAUUGCUUUACUUAAUACCUUCAAAAUCACUGAGGUUGGUGCCCUUGAGGAAAAGACAGUUUCAGUUGGUAUUGUUGAGGGAUUGAGUUUGUUGAAGGCUUCUCUGCAGACUAAAACAGUUCUUUCUCAUGUGUUCUUGGAGAAGGGGAACGGGGUCACAAUCAAUUAACAUUCUCCAAUCUAUCAGAGUAAAAUUGAUAGAUAUUAUCUUUUGAGUUUAAACAACUGUUUGUUUGUUUGUUCGUUUAGGGGCAUCCCAUAAAGAGUGUUUUUUUUUUUUUAUAUAUAUAUAAUAUUUCAUGCUCUCAAUAUCCGACAUUUUCCUUUA
Molecule: messenger RNA, 954 nt
Organism: Humulus lupulus (European hop)
Lineage: Eukaryota; Viridiplantae; Streptophyta; Magnoliopsida; Rosales; Cannabaceae
Exons: 2
Coding region: 37-795 (252 amino acids)
Source: RefSeq, a predicted model, not a curated record